This is a messenger RNA of Artibeus jamaicensis (Jamaican fruit-eating bat), 2404 nucleotides long. It is a transcript of the gene OVOL1, whose product is annotated as ovo like transcriptional repressor 1. NCBI's taxonomy places the organism in Eukaryota, Metazoa, Chordata, Mammalia, Chiroptera, Phyllostomidae. Bases 72 to 875 code for a protein of 267 amino acids. The record is from RefSeq and is a predicted model, not a curated record. Gene Ontology annotation, molecular function: RNA polymerase II cis-regulatory region sequence-specific DNA binding; DNA-binding transcription factor activity, RNA polymerase II-specific. Gene Ontology annotation, cellular component: nucleus. The transcript is spliced from 4 exons. Gene Ontology annotation, biological process: regulation of transcription by RNA polymerase II; epidermal cell differentiation.
GCUCGGGAAACGUGGGACGGCGCCGGCUCUGGUUACGGAAGCGGACGGUGCCGGGCUAUCGGGGUUCAAAAAUGCCUCGCGCUUUUCUGGUGAAGAAGCCGUGCGUCUCCACGUGCAAGAGGAACUGGAGCGAGCUCCCAGAUGAGGAGCGCGGCGAGAUCUACGUGCCAGUCAGCCUGGGCUUCUGUUCAGCACAGCCCUACCGGGAACCGGAGCCCUCGGUGGCUGAGCCCCCUUCUUGUCCCCUGGCUUUGGACAUGAGCCUGCGGGACUCCAGCUAUAGCGUGGCUUCUGGACCCUGUGUGGUGGCCCAGCUGCCCUCUGAAGACAUGGGCCGCUUGGCAGACGCCCAGAGCAGAGACCAUGGCUUCUUGCGCACCAAGAUGAAGGUGACUCUGGGGGACAGCCCCAGUGGAGACCUCUUUACCUGCCACAUCUGCCAGAAGACCUUCACCUACCAGCGCAUGCUGAACCGCCACAUGAAGUGUCACAACGAUGUCAAGAGGCACCUCUGCACCUACUGUGGGAAGGGUUUCAAUGACACCUUCGACCUGAAGAGACACGUCCGCACCCACACUGGCGUGCGGCCCUACAAAUGCAGCCUGUGUGACAAGGCCUUCACGCAGCGCUGCUCGCUGGAGUCUCAUCUCAAGAAGAUCCAUGGCGUGCAGCAGAAGUACGCGUACAAGGAGCGGCGGGCCAAGCUGUACGUGUGUGAGGAGUGCGGCUGCACGUCCGAGAGCCAGGAGGGCCACAUCCUGCAUCUGAAGGAGCACCACCCCGACAGCCCGCUGCUGCGCAAGACCUCCAAGAAGGUGGCCGUGGCGCUGCAGAACACCGUCACCUCCCUGCUGCAGAGCAACCACCACCUCUGAGUGGCCUCGCCACCCUGCUGCUGGGCCGGCCACCCUCCUGCGGCCCCUUGCUGGAACACGUGCCCCCUCACGCCCCGGACUCACCUCUGCUUGUGUUCGCAUUGGUGUGUGACGGGUGGAGGCUGAGCCGAGCCCGGGCAGAUGUAAGUCUGGGGUGAGGGGCAGGCUGGGACUUCCGUCCCAGAGGAGGUGUGGCAGGGCGGCCCUGUGACCUUCCCCCUGGAGCACAGGGGCGGGGAGUGCUGGCCCCUCACCGACGGCAGUGACAGGAUCACUGGCAAAAAGCACUCUGAACUACCGUGGCAGCAGCGGAGCAGGUGAUGACCUGCUUGGCAGUGGUCCUAACGCCCAGGGCCGCCGGGGCUCGGCCCUCCGAGGGGAUGCGGACGUGGGCGUGGCUUUGAUCUGUGCGCGUGCGCACAGAGGAGGGCUUUCCAUAUAUCACCUCAUUUUUUAAAAUCAGUGACAAGAUGCCAAGGAAACUUUCCUUUUUUUUAAGAUGGCAAAUGUACAGAUAUUAAUAUAUUUUUGGUGCCAACGAUGACUAUUUUUAAGUGAGAACAGAGCUGGCUUAUCUCCCUCCCCUUGAUGUCCUAUUUAUCCAAGGAUUUUACACCCCUGGGCUGAGGCUCUGGGGCAGCCGCCCCGUCCCACUGCAGGGUGCUGCCUGCGGCGUUGGGCCUGGGUCCGUCCUCUGCUGGGGGGACCCACCACCCCGGCAGAAAGGGCAGCCUAUCUCGUCUGUUCUUCCCUCCCGCACCCUACCUCGGCGAGCCUGGGCCUCCUCAUCUCCUGAUGCCAGACCUUUUGUGGAACAGCUCACCGUUCUGGGGGUCAAGGACUUGCCCAGCUAGAGCUUGAGGGGUGAGCCAGGUGGACUGCAUCUCCAAGACGGCCGGCAGCGCUGAGGAAAAACCCCUAGGACAACAGCCAAAAACUGGACAGAGUGUCAACCAGACACAUCAGCAACCUGGGGAGGGAGGACGGUAUUAGAUGGCUAGUAAGUUAAUAUUUGUAACUUUCUUUCUGACAGUUAAUAAGUUAUAUUUGUAGCUUCUUUUCUGUUUUUGGAAUAGCAAGGCUGGGUCUCGAGCCCCUAAGGAGAGAGCUGCCAUCUCUGGGCCUGUUGGCUCCACCUGAGGCUCCCCUGGCUUGGCUGGGUUUCCUGUUAAUAACAGGAAAGGAGGUUGGGCCCAAGGGGAGAGCUGGGCGGGGGCGGGAGCCAGCCUGCUGGGCCGCCCCUGAAGCCAAAGCCCAGGCAGAAGGAGCCCAGGCCAGGGAGAGCAGCAGCGGCACAGGCCCCACCGAGGGCCGGGGCCUCGCCUACUCCCUCCGAAUGGAAGACUCUUGUUUUACUUUAGAGCGUGUGGGAGUUGCUGUGUUCUGGAAGUGCUAUAGGAUAAAACAACAUGAUCUGGAAGCUUUGUUUGUUUACAUGUGUGUAUCCCUGUGUUCGUUGCCAACCGGAGGGUGUCACAAGGCUCUGUGUUAUCUAUUUUAUUUUGUAACCUUCUCCCCAGCUAUUAAAA